Messenger RNA from Pseudopipra pipra, 2898 nucleotides. It is a transcript of the gene PGCKA1, whose product is annotated as chromosome 4 C4orf19 homolog. The record is from RefSeq and is a predicted model, not a curated record. NCBI's taxonomy places the organism in Eukaryota, Metazoa, Chordata, Aves, Passeriformes, Pipridae. The transcript has 7 exons. Bases 706 to 1683 code for a protein of 325 amino acids.
UUCUACUUCUCCUUUUUUUAACUCUGACCAUAAAAUGGUGAGCUCUAUCAGGCUUUUAUCCAGCCUGCAGGUAAAGGGUUACAGAUUCUAGGAAGUAUUAAAUGCAAACUUUGAAGGAUUUUAUUUUCAUCUACAGUCACAUGAUGCCUUAAUACCCAAUGACACUAACUACAGUGUCUCAUUAAGAGGUCAUGCAAACUCCCAAGCUAAACAAGGCAUUCUUACAUAUUUAACAUUCAAAUGCAGAAGCCGAGCUAAGCCAUGGAAGAUUGUAAUCAGAAAAAGCUACACUUCCUGAUCCACACAAAACCUGCAGGUUCUUUAAACAGGAGACAGAUUGCUAACAUUUGGGGCUGAAAUCCGGAGGUUAUUUUGGAAUGGGAAAACUACUUGCUGCUUGGAUCCAUGACAACCAUGUAGAUACUAGUCACUCACUUUAACAAUCGACACCACCAUGCCCCAUUAACUAUGGAUGCUGAAUUCAGGAGUGAACUACCUUGGCUUAGAUCCUAGGAGGAGUGUUCUGCUGAAAGGGAUCUCAAGGCCAGUAAGAAUCUCCCUCUCUUACAAGAAAAGACUUGCAGAUUUCACAAACGAUGCAAGCACAGCUCUCCCUGGAUUUCUGGUUUGUAAUGAUCAAGACAUUUAAAACAAAUCUUUCAAGAAGUCGAUGGAGUACAAUCUGAAAGAUUAAAGAAAAUCCAGAUGGGGUGCAGGUGCUGCAAAAUGAUUCAAAGCUAUAUUUUUGAUCCAGAAGAAGUACAAUCACCUGGACACAUCCAUGAAGUAGACGACUAUAAACACAGUGAACAAGGCAGCAAUAAAUUCAAAUUCAAAGAGAACAGUGAAAAUGAAGAACACAAAAACGAACUUCAGAAGAAUGAGCUAAAUAGGACAGAAAAUAAAAAUCCAUUAAAUAGUACAAAAGAAACUCUCUGGAAUCAUGGAGGCAACAAUUUUCAAGAGGAUGGCCUUGUGAAGUGUGCUGUAAAGCUUGAUGUUGCAGUCAAUGGUGGCAACUCCUGUGCUGAAGGGCACUCCACACUCAAUCCCAACACAAACCUGAUGAAAGAAGCCAGUGAAAAGGGAACCUGCAGCCAGUCAGAGGCUUCUUCAACCAGCAACAGAGACUUUUACACCAUAUCAAACAGGUCUGGACAAGAACCUGACCUAGAGACAGGAAGUCAGAGGAAAGCAACCUGCGAUGCGUCUAACAGUAUUUCGGACUCCCAGUCUGCACAAGACAGCAUCUUUCUCAAAGGAAACUCAAUACUGAGGACACAAAACAAUGCCAUACAACUGCCAGAUAUUGACUACCCUGAAAAUGGCAAUCAAACCGGGAACUGUGUUGAAAAAGACAGCUUUUCAGUCCACUGUGCACAUUCAGACCAAAACACUGGUCCUUCAGCAAUAGAGAACCAGGACCUUUGUGUAACCCCAUCUUUGCCUGUGAAGGAGAGCAGUGCUGAACCUUUUGAAACUGACUCUGCAAAUUUGAGUGAGGGCAUUACUGGUGAUAUCACUGCAGUGGCUGUUACCAAAGUCACACAGGUACUCACACACCCCAACCAUAAAGACAUCAACGGAGAAACUGAGGAGGAAGAUGCAGAAGUUGCAGCAGCUCUGGCUGCACUGGAAGCUGCAACUGCAGGGGAAGACCUGGAAGAUGAUGACGAGUACUAGAUGAAGGUUUUAUCCUAAUACACUAGGUAAGAUCCAGAUUUUAUUUCUGGAUCUAUAUGAACACAUGUACAGCACACAUGGAGAGCUGUUAUGAACAGCAUAUAUAAAAGGAGUUGGUACUUAAACCUCUGUCUCUUCAGCUGUUUUAUACAGCCUUUUAAUUUCCACUGCCCAAGGUACAAAAAUGUUCCCUUGGCUAAUGGUAAUACUCUUCUCUGUGGAGCCAACCAGGAGGGCAAAGCAUCAUUUCUUCCACACAGAACAUUCCGCUGUAUACCCACCUCACCUGGACUCAUGCAAAUGUUUCCUUUGGCUUUGACCCUCAUGAGGGUCUACGCACACUGGAGGCUCCAGGUUCAGAAAAUUUCCAUUAUUUAAAACAACCAUUGAAGCCAUGAAGUUAGAAACCACAUAUUUUCAUCAUCAGCACAAAAAAAAAAUAUAUAAAUGAGCCAAAGUUCUAUGAUCUACGGAAGUGUGAAAUCAAGACGGCAGCUUUGCUUGGACUUCACUGUGGCUAUGGUUCCAUUAUUGAUUAAAUCUAAGCCCGUGCAUGUGCAGCAGGCAUUAGGACGAUAACCUCAUCUCUCCCCUUACAUCUCCCCUCAACUCCAUGUUGCUGCUUCAGUUCCUUAAAACUGCAGAAGUCUAGCCAAAUCCAAGUGAAUAGGUAACUUUCUGUUGGUUUUAUGAGCUGAAACAGCUCACAUAAGAAUUGUACACACAAUAUCAGAGGUGCUGGAGAGGGAUGAAAAUUCAGUCCCUACCAGUUUGGAUAGAUUAAAACUGUAGUAGAACUACAUCCUGAAACCUCUCAACUCCACUAAAUCUUCCAGGCACACAUCAGUUGUCUUAGCAAUACAGUUUUCAAACAGUUUAUGUUUCAAAUAUCCCCAGCAAGAUGUGUUUUGUUUAUGUACAAACAACAAGGGCCAAUGUGGACUCCUCCAUGGCUCUGCUGUAGUCCUGAAACUUACAGCAGAAAAAAGGAUCAAGCUUCCAAGUUGAACUAAGCAUAAGUCCUGAAAAUAGCUGCAUUCCUGGAGGGGCUGCAUUCCUUGUGGGGAAAAAAGGAGAUAGAGAUCAAUUUGGUGCUGCCAAUUCAGCAAAAACAUGGUUGAAAUAGAAAGUGCUUGACAUUUUAUACUGAAAUUUUAUGGUUAUCAAGUUUCUGUUAUAAACUCCAAAUAAAUUUUUUAAUCAUAUAAAAAAUAA